UUAUCAAAACAAACAAUGUCUCAAUCAUUAACACCACCGAGAUUCAUCAUCUUCAACUCGGUCUCCUUCUUCUUCUCCUUUGUCUCAAGAUUCCAAAAAAAUCUCAUUUUUGAAAGGAAAGUUUACGACUUUGAUUGGCUUCGGUGAAGGGUUUUGUCGGAAUCAUUGUUGUCUGUUUCCGAGAGAGACUUUUGUUACUUGAGCGACAGAAAGAAGCAAGAACAUACAAAUGGGUUGUGCUGGAUCCACGCAGUCACAAGCAGAAGGGGCAGUGAAGAGAAUUAGGAAGCCGGAACCGUGGAAGCAUACUCAACCGAUCAGUAAAGCUGAGCUUGUGAAAAUGAGAGAAGAGUUUUGGGACACUGCUCCUCACUAUGGCGGUACCAAAGAUUUAUGGGAUGCACUUCGUGCUGCAGCUGAAGCUGACAUAUCUCUUGCGCAAGCAAUCGUGGACAGUGCAGGAGUCAUUGUUCAGAACAAUGAUCUCACUACCUGCUAUGAUGAGAGAGGUGCUAAGUAUGAGCUGCCUAAGUAUGUCCUUAAGUUCUUUGUCCUAAUGAACCAUUAAACCCCACUAACGUGAGGAGACUCCAGAGUCAAUGUUGGCAGAUUAACUCACAAAUAUCUCAAUAGCUUGCUACAUUUCUCUAUAAAGAACCGUCUCCAAGAAGCAAGCAUUUUCAUGGAUUCCUUAGCUCUCAUUUCAUGAAACUUCAUUGCCUUAUUAA
Brassica rapa (field mustard) is the source of this 728-nucleotide messenger RNA. RefSeq names its product ubiquitin domain-containing protein 1-like. The record is from RefSeq and is a predicted model, not a curated record. NCBI's taxonomy places the organism in Eukaryota, Viridiplantae, Streptophyta, Magnoliopsida, Brassicales, Brassicaceae.